AUGGGUGGUUCCAACCGAGAAGGCGGCAAGGCCAAGCCCUUGAAGGCCCCGAAGAAGCAGAACAAGGAUCUCGACGAGGAUGACUUGGCUUACCUCGAGAAGAAGAAGGCCGACGAGAAGGCGCGCAAGGAGAUGGCGGCCAAGGCCGGCGGCAAGGGACCUCUGAACACCGGUACCCAGGGCAUCAAGAAGAGCGGCAAGAAAUAA
This is a messenger RNA of Trichoderma breve, 207 nucleotides long. RefSeq names its product translation machinery associated TMA7 domain-containing protein. The transcript is spliced from 3 exons. The record is from RefSeq and is a predicted model, not a curated record. NCBI's taxonomy places the organism in Eukaryota, Fungi, Ascomycota, Sordariomycetes, Hypocreales, Hypocreaceae. The coding region runs from base 1 to 207 and encodes 68 amino acids.